AAUUUUACGCGCCUAUUGGAUGUUGAUUUCAGGAAGCGCGCUCUAUUCUUGCUGCGCCGCUUCGGAUUGGUUUGUUACUGUGUUUGGCCUUAAGUUUUAUAAUGGUUGCUAUUUGUUUGCCAUCUAGUAAAUUACAAUGUCUAGAUUUUUUCGGUAUGAUACACUCAAUUUUUUCAAGGAUGAAUUUAUGCUGCCAUUUCACGUAUGAACUUCGUCAUUGUCAUGCAGCAAAUCUUUGUUUUGCCUGCAAAAGGUUACUGGCUAGAAUAAAAUUUAUGGGGGAACCAAUAAGGAUUAAGCUGACAUGUCUUGGAUUUUGGCGCAAACUGAUGUUAGUUCGUGAUGAAGACCUUAAAUCUAAUUCCUAACCCUAACCAUCAACUGUAAAUCACAAUCCUCAUUCUUUUCAUAGCUUUACAACUCUCAUUUGGCCUCAGGAGGUAGGUGGACAUUGUCAAGGCUACUUUAAUGUCAUUCAAUGAUCGUCUGUAUAUAAUAGUCUCACACCCAAAUUUCAUCUGAUUUUUAUGUAUCGAAUUCUAGCAUUCCUUCAAUCAUAACUUUAUACUCUGCUACCGUGAACCAUUCUCACAGUGUUCAUUCUCUCAAUGACGUCUCAUUUCGGUCUUUUCAACUUAGCGUAUUAAUCCUGUUGUGUCAAUGUUUUGGUACUUGAGUCAUCUGGUGUGUGUACUAUGCUGUACGUUGAUUAUGACUGAUUAAUAUUCAUUGGUCAAUGGAUUUAUACGUCGAAAACUCAAUGACUCGAAUGUAUAUAUAUAUAUAUAUAUAUAUACUAAUUUGUUAAGCAAUCAUUGGCUUAUGUUUAUUAACAAGAAAACUUAAAUGUUAUGUCAACUAUUAAACUUGAGUUGCUUGCUCAAAGGUUCCAGCAGGAGCAAAAUAUAGUUGAUCGGGGUUUUAAAUAAUUCUCAUGAGUUGUCAUUAAGGACUAUAGUUCAUGUUUGAUGUCGAUCGGUUGACUGUACGGUACUGCCAAGCCAAUGGGAAACAUGGAUACUACCCUGAUGUUACGGCGCACAUAUCAAAGAGUUAUAAAUUAGUGUUAGGAAUUAGGAUUAGGAGUUAAAGUCAGGGUUUUCCGCACAAACUAUCACAGACAAUAGUACAAGGAUCCUAAUUUCCAUGUUCUUAUCCUACGUUUUAGCAUAUCACAUCUCGUUCUGCUGUUUGUUUAAACGGAUUAAGAUUUCGAGGCUUUUCGAGUGUGUUUCACAGCUUCACAUAGUUGGUCGUCAAUUAGUUAAGUAUUAGGCGUUUUCGAAAACAACAGAUGACUUCUGCCUACAUUUUCUUCGUUAUUCGAGCCACAGUUGGUAUUAGCCGAUAUGAAGGCUACGAACAGGCAAAAACUUAUAUCCCAGAUAUAAUUCAAUGCGGGGACUGCUUUUCUGAGUUUUAAGCCUCCAUACUGUCUAUCUUGAAUGAGAAUUUGGUUGUCAUUGCAGGUUGCAAGAAAAUUGGGAAAGGUCAAACCAAAACUUGGCAUCUGUUCAUGAAGCUACUGACUUAUACUCAUGUGAUCCUGGUUACCGUAACCAUUGGUUGGAGUUAUAGGCUUAAUUAAAAAUGGAACCAAGAAUAAAAGAUGCUGUUGAACGAUUGGAUCAUCUUUAUCAACGACUUGUUAAUUAUAAACCAUUACUCGAUCAAAAUGUUUUAAAUGCUGAAUUUGAAAUAAGAGCAAAUUUUAAAAAUUUAAUAGAAUUAUUAAGUAAACGACAAUCAAAUCUACUUAUUCAAUUGCAUAAUAUUGCCAAAGAGAAAUCUAUCCUCAUUGAAAGUAAUAAACAAACAGUUGAAUCCUUAAGAAGUGUUUUACUACAAUCAUGUGUUACCAGAAAUGAAAUCGAUACAAAAAUUGGUGAUUAUGUUAGACGAGCUGAAUCAAUUAAUUUAACAUCAGAUUUAACACCAUUUAUUGCUUUCCAUAUUGAGAAUAUACAAUUAAAUGAAAUUAUUUCAACAUUUGGUCGACUUGCAUCUAGAUAUCCUGGUCACUUUGCUGAUCCAAAUAAACCUUCAGUAUGUUUACCGCAAUUAUUUGAAGAAGAAGAACAGAUAAGAAUUGGGAAUUCAACUCUUUCUUCUACUGUAUUCAAUCGUGUCCAACCAUUAUGUAUAUGCAAUGAUCCAACAUUAAAAAAAUGGUUAUCAUUAACAGAACAUAAAUGCAAACGAAGAACUUCAUCCGAUUCUUUAAGUAAUAUAGAUACAAUGAAAGAAGAAGAGGAUGGGAUGAGUUUCACUUCAAAAAAUGAUUAUUUCUGGUUGAGUAAAUUAUCUGAAAAAGGAUCAGUACAAGAUAAUUUGGAAUCCAGUAUUUCACAAUCAUCAGCUGUACGUGUACCAUAUUGUCAGCCACACUCGACACUUGUCCGUACAUGGCUUGAAUUACGAGAUGAUAGUCAACCAUUGACAGUAGAAUCUACAUCUUAUCAUAAAGGAGAAUUAUACGGAUUGAAUAAUAGCUUAAAGCCCUCUAAUUUAAAACAAAAUAAAUCUACUUCGGAAAGCUUUGACAUUUUGACAAAUUCAUCUCAAAAUAUGUCCAGUUUAAAAGAUUGGUUAUUCUGUGAUCCGGCUGAAUUAAGAGAUAUGCCUGGUUUAUCGACAAAACUUAGUCGUAAUGAUGGCAGUAUUGGCUCUAGUGUUGGUAGUAAUAAUACCAGUGAAUACAGUACACGUUCAGUGAAAUCUUCAUGGUUAAUACCAGAGAAUACAACUUUAUCAAUUAAUAAAGAAAUGUCUACACUCUGCAUAGAUUCAUCAAAAAUCGAUAAUUUAACAAAGAAUUCAUUAUUUCCUGAACAUAUUUUUCAUUCUGGACCGAUUGAUUUAUCACGUUGGUUAAGACAAUCACCACCACCACCACAAUCGAUGGAUAAUAACAGUAGCAACUUAUCAAUGGAACAAAAUCAAUCUAUUAAUGAAGAGAUGAAUAGUACUACUUCACAAACAAAUGAAAUCACUACAAUGAAUCCAAAUAAAAUUAUUGAACAUAAUGGUAUUGUAGUAGAAUACUGUCCAAAAUUUGGAAUAUGUCAAGGCGGUCCUGGUGGACCGACAUGUUGUGGUGGAUGUUCUUUAUCGAUGAUAAAAAGGGACUCGAUUGAUGCAUCAAUACAAUCAAUCACUAAUGAAAAUUCAAUAAUUGGUAUUUCAUCAAAUACGCUAAAUAAUGAGAUGAAUUCAUGUGACAAUAAUAAUAAUAAUAAUAAUUCAAUUGUAACUGAAUUAAAUCGUAUUGCAAAUAGUGAUUUAAAACAAUGGAUUGUUAAUGAUAAGCCAGAACAAUAUAAUAACAGUGUUGAUUGUUAUUCUGAUCGAAGACAACAAUCGGAUUCUGUUCAUCCGGUAACUCAAAAUUAUUUAACAUCAUCAGCGCCUCAAACAAACUUUUCUGUUAUUGAUAUGGAAAUUGAUGGAAAAGGACGUGGAAUAGGAGAACUAGAUGAACCAGAUGCAUUAUCUAAUCCUCAUAUUCUUCUAUCACCUUCAAUUGAUAUAAAUGAAUGUAAAUCUAAAGAAUUCAAUGAGAAAACAUUUUUACCAUGUAAAAAGUCUACAUUAUUCACACAAAAACCAGUAUCCACAUAUUCUCAUUGGUUAAUUUAAUCCAAUAGAACAGUAUAUUCUCUCCAUGUUCAUAUGAAUUUUAACAGGAAUUGUUCCCUUGCCAACUCUCUCUCUCUCUCUCUGUGUGUGUGUGUGUGUGUGUCUCCUUUUGUUCCAUUGUGUAUGGACAAUCAAUAGAGUCCUAUUAUAUUCUUUUUAUGGGUUAGUUCUUUUCUCACUCACACACACUCACCUAUUUACCCAUGCCCAUUUGUCCCCCGAAAUAUCUUUUUUUAUUGUUUUGCAUUGACGGUCUAUUCAUCAUGAUUAUUCUCUUAUGCUUGAUUUUCUUUGGUUUUUUUCUUUGAAUUUUAAGUUUGGAGAAUGGAAAAAGUGAAUAAGAAAG
Messenger RNA from Schistosoma haematobium, 3985 nucleotides. RefSeq lists its product as uncharacterized. The transcript has 9 exons. Bases 1591 to 3639 code for a protein of 682 amino acids. The record is from RefSeq and is a predicted model, not a curated record. NCBI's taxonomy places the organism in Eukaryota, Metazoa, Platyhelminthes, Trematoda, Strigeidida, Schistosomatidae.